Messenger RNA from Drosophila novamexicana, 803 nucleotides. RefSeq lists its product as uncharacterized. The transcript has a single exon. Bases 74 to 679 code for a protein of 201 amino acids. The record is from RefSeq and is a predicted model, not a curated record. NCBI's taxonomy places the organism in Eukaryota, Metazoa, Arthropoda, Insecta, Diptera, Drosophilidae.
AAUUUAUAAAGUUCAGUUUCAAAUGUUUGUUGAAAGUAAGUCCAACACAAAAACACAUUAACACGUUUUUAAUAUGCACAGGACGUGGGCACGCGCUGAACAGUUCAGGUCUUGCAAGGAAAGCCAUGAAAUCUUUCCCAGGGAGCCGCCACAAGCUCGUCACAAUGAUUUUGUACCUUCAUUUGAUAAAGAACAACCAUCAAUUGGUUUAUUGUUGGGCUGGGAAUAUGGCCGCCUCUGGUUGAAGGAGCAUAAGGAAAGUAUGGAUAAAGAACUUAUUGAUGCGAAGCCAUAUUUUAUUGAGCCCGACUUUGGUUGGUGGGUAAGCAAGCGCACUACAGUCCUAGACCGUCGGCAGAUCUUUUUAAGGAAGAAACAGAAUCCACAUUUCAAGAACUGCAAUUUGUCUGCAUUUGCUAAAUCGAAAACCCAUCGAAAAAAACAUACAAGUAGUUCGAAUGCUAACAGUUCACCUGCUCCUGGCUCAGAGCAAGCUGGAUUAGUUGCUCCAGGAUUGGAUCUUGCUGGUUCGGUUUCAGAAGGAGCAGCUCGGAUGACCAACGCUGAGAAGAGGAAGAUAUGCAAAUGCAAGGACUGCAAGCAACGCCGCUGUGGAGGUCAGGAAAAAAAUAAACUUUUAACUGAAAUAAGGAAAUCCGUUCCGAUUCCUUGGUAUUGAAAUUGUUAUUGUUCGUAAAAAAGCUCAACAAUACGAUUAAGUGGGAUUAAAAUUAGGACACUUAGAUCUAUGAGAAAUCAAUGGCUUGUUCCUGAAGUAAAUAAUAUAAAUAUUUUAAUACAUG